AUGCGAAGCCACCAAUCCCCGCGUUGCCACCGCCCCUCUGCUCCCUGGCCCCUCCUUCCGCGCGCUUCUUCCGGGCCGGCUGGAGCGGGGGGCAAGGCCAUGGCUCUCUGGGCGCUGCUCAGCCCUGGGGUGCUGGUGCGGACUGGGCACACCGUGCUGACCUGGGGAAUCACGCUGGUGCUCUUCCUGCACGACACCGCUACUUCCCGUCCUGUCCCCUCUUGCUGUGGGCCUCACUGUCCUCUGGCCUCUCCAGAGCUCCGUCAAUGGGAAGAGCAAGGGGAGCUGUUCCUGCCCCUCACCUUCCUGCUCCUGGUUCUGGGCUCCCUGCUGCUCUAUCUGGCUGUGUCACUCAUGGACCCGGGCUAUGUGACUACGCAUCCCCAACCUCAGGAGGAACCGAAGGAGGAACAGACAGCCAUGGUUCCUCAGGCUAUCCCACUUCGACGUUGCAGAUACUGCCUGGUGCUGCAGCCCCUGCGAGCCCGACACUGCCGUGACUGCCGCCGCUGUGUUCGCCGUUAUGACCACCACUGUCCCUGGAUGGAGAACUGUGUGGGUGAACGCAACCACCCGCUCUUCGUGGCCUACCUAGCACUGCAGCUGGUGGUUCUCCUCUGGGGCCUGUACCUGGCGUGGUCGGGUCUCCGGUUCUUCCAGCCCUGGGGGCUGUGGCUCCGGUCUACCGGGCUCCUGUUUACCACCUUCCUGCUGCUUUCCUUCUGCUCACUGGUGGUCGGCCUGCUCCUGGCCUCACACCUCUACCUGGUGGCCAGCAAUACUACUACCUGGGAAUUCAUGUCUUCACACCGAAUUGCCUACCUCCGCCAGCGCUCCGGCAACCCCUUUGACCGAGGUCUGACUCGAAACCUGGCCCACUUCUUCUGUGGGUGGCCCUCUGGGCCCUGGGAGACCCUCUGGGCUGAAGAGGAGGAGGAAGGCAGCAGCCAGGCUGUCUAGGCUUGCUGAAGAGAAGGCUGCCAUUGUGCCUAAAAACUGGAGGCUGUGCCACUAGGGGUCAGCCCAGUUAGCCUGAGCUCUUUGCCCCUUCCCAGGCUACCAGCCCUCAGCAGAGCAUCAGACAGAACCCCACACACAAGGAAGAUGGAAGAAAAGGACAUAAGCGGGGGGAAGUGGGGAGGGCGCGACACAAAGAGAACCCAGACUCUGCCACGACCCCUGGCCUGGCUACCUCGAAUGUACAGUUUUAUUAAUUUAAUCCUCUAUAAAGGCAAGUAUUAAAGACAAACCGUCCUGCU
Molecule: messenger RNA, 1259 nt
Organism: Peromyscus californicus insignis
Lineage: Eukaryota; Metazoa; Chordata; Mammalia; Rodentia; Cricetidae
Gene: Zdhhc12
Product: zinc finger DHHC-type palmitoyltransferase 12
Exons: 5
Coding region: 1-960 (319 amino acids)
Biological process (GO): protein targeting to membrane; peptidyl-L-cysteine S-palmitoylation
Cellular component (GO): Golgi apparatus; endoplasmic reticulum
Molecular function (GO): protein-cysteine S-palmitoyltransferase activity
Source: RefSeq, a predicted model, not a curated record